GAAGCCAUCUUGGUAGAGUUAUGGUGUUUUGAAGAAUGACAAAAAGUCGGUGUAUACCAAAAAAUCGGGCGUCAGGUGGGGCCGGGCGUCAGGUGAUAAAGUACGGUAUACCGGGCAGCCGGCCUUAGCUAAAUCCGGGAGCUUAAAUCCGAUACUGGGUACUGCCUACUACGUACGUAUAUCAAUUUUGACAAACAGCAACAUCCCAGAAAACGACAGACAUCACAAUAUCCUAUCAUGACUUCCAAGCCCGUUAUUCUCAUCACUGGCGGCAACCAGGGUCUAGGCCAUGAAGCUCUCAAAGUCCUGGCCCGAACCAACAAAUAUCAACUUGUCGUUGCCGCUCGCUCUCAGUCAAAGGCCGACGAAGCCGUCAAGGUCAUCGCUUCUGAGACUGGCGCAGACCUUUCAGACUUGACGCCGGUCGUUAUCGACUUAAAUAGCGACGAGACCAUCUUUGCCGCAGCUAAAGUUGUUGAAGAGAAAUUCGGCCAUCUCGAUGUCCUGGUCAACAAUGCGGGUAUUAACCGCUCCCCCAAACCGAAUGCUACCCUCCGUGAAGACUUCCGCGCCGUCUUUGAAACCAAUGUCUUUGGUGUGGCCGUCAUGAAUCAGGCUUUUCUUCCACUCAUUCGCAAAUCACCGUACUCUCAGCGCCGGAUUGUGACAGUCACCAGCGGGCUCGGAAUGUUCGGCGUCGCUUUGACGGAGAGCUCUCCCUACAAUGCGUGGCACUACAAGUUUCCCGUAUACCGGAGUAGCAAGUCUGCUACGAACAUGAUCUCAGCCGUUGAUAUGAUUGCAUUACGGGAGGAAAAUAUUUCCACUGUUCUGGUCGAGCCAGGAUACUGUCGUACGGCGUUUGGAGGAUACCAGGGCCACAAGGACGCCGACGAAGGUGGGAAGGUAAUCGCGCGUGCUGCUGUUGAGGGGGAUAAUAAAGACUUGUUUCUGAAGAUUGUCGACGAUGAGGGGAAACAUGCCGAAUUUGGCUGGUAACCAAGUAGUAGUAUGGUAUUAGCAUCGUUAUCUACAAAAUGACCAAAUGAUCUU
This is a messenger RNA of Aspergillus alliaceus, 1053 nucleotides long. RefSeq lists its product as uncharacterized. NCBI's taxonomy places the organism in Eukaryota, Fungi, Ascomycota, Eurotiomycetes, Eurotiales, Aspergillaceae. Bases 238 to 999 code for a protein of 253 amino acids. The record is from RefSeq and is a predicted model, not a curated record. The transcript has a single exon.